Girardinichthys multiradiatus is the source of this 2190-nucleotide messenger RNA. RefSeq names its product carnosine N-methyltransferase 1 (gene carnmt1). Lineage: Eukaryota; Metazoa; Chordata; Actinopteri; Cyprinodontiformes; Goodeidae. The record is from RefSeq and is a predicted model, not a curated record. The transcript is spliced from 8 exons. Gene Ontology annotation, molecular function: S-adenosylmethionine-dependent methyltransferase activity. The coding region runs from base 25 to 1293 and encodes 422 amino acids.
GAUGACCGCCGGUCUGUUUCAAACAUGGCGGAACCAACAGCGCCGGAACCGCAGAGUAAAGCAUAUUUUCAGAAAGAGCGAAAAAAAUACACCCCGGAGGAAGAGACCAGGCUGGAAAGGCAGCAUUUCUGGAGAAUAAUCGAUGCCUUCAGGUUUUAUAGGUCUCAUGUCCAGGAGCAGGUCAAGCGGGCUGAGCGUCAGUUUCAGAGCCUCUCACAAAGACACAAAAGACUGCUGCCCGGUGUUAUAUCCAACCUGGACCGGGUCAGACGGUGCGCCGAACACAACCAAGAGGUUCUGGACGCAAUCGUUCACAACGGACUUCACAUGUUCGAGAACGUGGAGUAUGGGGAAAGGUUUUCUGCGGCCAUUUCCCCCUCAUUUUACCAGGAGGAUCCGAGGAAGGCGCGCACAUCCUCGACGUUUGACAUGGACAAACUGAAAUCCACCAUAAAGCAGUUUGUCAGAGACUGGAGUGAAGCAGGACAGCCUGAGAGGGAAUCUUGCUACAAACCCAUAAUCCAAGAGAUCCAGAGGCUCUUCCCAAGUGACCAAUAUGAUGUGUCUAAGGUGAGCGUGCUGGUUCCUGGUGCUGGGCUUGGUCGACUUGCCUGGGAGAUAGCUCGGCUGGGGUACGCGUGCCAGGGCAACGAAUGGAGCUUCUUCAUGCUUUUCUCUUCAAACUUUGUUCUCAACAGAUGUGAGGAAGAGAAUGCUCUCACCCUGUAUCCCUGGAUCCACCAGUUCAGCAACAACAAGAAAUCUUCCGACCAAACGCGACCAAUCAGAUUCCCCGACGUUAACCCUCAGAGUCUGCCGCUGAAUACAGAUUUCUCCAUGGUGGCAGGGGACUUUAUGGAGGUUUACAGUGAAUCAGAGUGCUGGGACUGUGUGGCAACCUGCUUCUUUAUUGACACUGCUAAUAAUGUCUUGGAGUAUGUGGAUACAAUCUGGAAUAUUCUUAAGCCUGGAGGAGUAUGGAUCAACCUCGGCCCGCUGCUCUAUCACUUUGAGAGUAUAGCCAACGAGCUCUCUAUUGAACUUAGCUAUGAAGACAUUCGGACAGCGAUGAUAAAAUAUGGGUUCCUCUUUGAGGUGGAGAAAGAGUCGAUGCAGACAACCUACACUGAGAAUGCGUGCUCUAUGCUAAGAUACGUUUACGAUUGUGUCUUCUUUGUCGCUCGAAAACCUUCAGAGUUGCAGUUUAAUGGUCAAGAAGAUGAAAAACACCAACACAAUUCUCCACCAGCUGCUAAGUCAUCCAGGCGAGAGGGCAGCAACAGACUAACGUGACACGAAAUCCUCGUAUAAACACGGCUAACUUAGAGACGUUUAACCACCAAGACACAAGAAAUGUGGACUUAUUUUUAUUGUUCUCCUUAAAACAGCCUUUUAAAUUGAUUCUCUCUUUAAAAAGUGCUUAACGGGGUUUUUGGAGAACUCAAGCACAUAAAUACAGCAGAAAACAAGGGUUGUGUGAAGCAGGCAUGGGCGGGUAUGUUAUUCUCAUGCCAUGAUAACCUUGAGCAAAAAAACAUGGUUUUUACCAUAUCAGAAUAUUGACACAGAAAUUGAAAACAGAAAUGCAUCACACAAAUUUUCCUUUUUAUUUUAAACAGCCAAAUUAGUCUUUCUUGUAAAUGAUGGAAAGGUCUAGUGGCAUUUGAGGCAGCAGGUGGGAGAGACACUGUACAGCAGUAUAGGAAAACUCUGCUCAUUCUGGCACUAUUCAGGCAUCUCAUUCAAAGAAGACGCCUGUUAAGUGACUGAUCAUUUUAGCGGUUUUUGAAACCAUAAUUUGAUACCACGAACUUUGAUACUAGUAACAGGCUCCUGCAUAGUAUCAGGAAUUGUGGGACUGCGGUAUCAGCUUUAAAAUGUCUGAUCUUAGCAUUUUUUGAUUUUGAAGUUGGAGGUAAUUGAGUUACCAGAAGCUACAAAUGUUUGUUUUUAUUGGUUUGUGAGUUGCGAGCCAUAUGGAGUUGACUGUGUUUGGCUAUUAUGCCUCAGUCUUAAUUUACUUCACUGACUUCCUUUGCCACAGUUUGUAAGCAUUCACUUGUGCCUCUGUAACUGAAUUAUACAUGAUUGAAACAUUUAUUUUUACUUUCAUGCGCUUAUUUGCAUUGGUCACUGUCACCUUUAUUUUCUUUGAAAUAAAGCCAGUCAUUUUGGAAAAAAAAAGAAAAA